AUGGCUGUUGAAUCAUCUGUUCUCGGUUUCCCACGUAUUGGUGCUUUGCGUGAAUUGAAAAAGGCCACCGAAGGCUACUGGAAUGGUAAGAUCUCUUACGAUGACUUGGUUAAGGUCGGUAAAGAAAUCAGAGCCCAUAACUGGAAGCUGCAAAAAGACGCUGGUGUCGACAUUGUCCCAUCUAACGACUUUUCCUUCUACGAUCAUGUCCUCGAUACCUCUAUCUUGUUCAAUGUAAUCCCGGAAAGAUACGCCAAAUACAACUUGGCCCCAUUGGAUCUCUUGUUCGCCAUGGGUAGAGGUUUGCAAAAGGACAACGUUGAUGUCCCAGCUUGUGAAAUGGUUAAGUGGUUUGACUCUAACUACCAUUAUGUUAGACCAACUUUCUCCAACUCCACCGAAUUCAAGUUAACCGGUUCUAAGCCAGUUGAUGAAUUCUUGGAAGCCAAGGCUCUUGGUGUUCAAACUAGACCAGUUAUUGUUGGUCCAGUCUCUUUGUUGUUCUUGGGUAAGUCUGACAAGGACUCCAUUGACUUGGAACCAAUCACCUUGUUGCAAAAAUUGUUGCCAGUUUACGUUGAAUUGUUGUCCAAAUUGUUCGCUGCCGGCGCUACCGAAGUUCAAAUUGAUGAGCCAGUCUUGGUUUUAGACUUGCCUGAAAAAGUUCAAGCUGCUUUCAAGACCGCUUAUGAAUUCUUUGCUAAGCACCAAGCAUCCAUCCCACAAUUGACUUUGGCCACCUACUUCGGUACCGUUGUUCCAAACUUGAAGGCUAUUGCUGGUUUGCCAGUCAAGGGUUUCCACUUUGACUUUGUCCGUUCCCCAGAACAAUUAGACGAUGUCGUCUCCAUCUUGGGUGACAAGCAAACUUUGUCUGUCGGUAUUGUUGACGGUAGAAACGUCUGGAAGGCUGACUUGUCUUCUGCCAUUGCCUUUGUUGAAAAGGCUAUUAAGAAGGUUGGCGCUGAAAGAGUUAUUGUUGCCACUUCUUCCUCUUUGUUACAUACUCCAGUUGACUUGGCCAACGAAAAGAAGUUGGACGCCGAAAUUAAAGAUUUCUUCUCUUUCGCUACCCAAAAGUUGCAAGAAGUUGUCGUUGUUGCCAAGGCUAUUUCCGGUAAGGACGUUUCUGCUGAAUUGGCUACUAAUGCUGCUUCUAUUAAGGCCAGAAUUGCUUCUAAAUACACUACCGAUGCUAAGGUUCAAGAGCGUGUCAAGUCUAUUGAUGCCGAAGGUUCUAAGUUGGACUCCAGAAUCUCUGGAUUCCCAAACAGAUUGGAAGCUCAAAAGUCUUUGAAUUUGCCAUUGUUCCCAACUACCACCAUUGGUUCUUUCCCACAAACCUCUGAAAUCAGAAAGAAGAGAAACGCUUUCACCAAGGGUACCAUCAGUGCUCAAGAAUACGAAUCUUUCAUUGAAUCUGAAAUCGAUAUGGUUAUCAAGUUCCAAGAAGAAGUUGGUUUGGAUGUAUUGGUUCACGGUGAACCUGAACGUAACGAUAUGGUUCAAUACUUUGGUGAACAAUUGACUGGUUUCGCUUUUACCUCCAACGGUUGGGUCCAAUCUUACGGUACCAGAUAUGUCAGACCACCUAUCAUCAUAGGUGAUGUUUCCAGACCAAAGGCUAUGACCGUCAAGGAAUCUGUCUAUGCUCAAUCCCGCACCCAAAAGCCAGUUAAGGGUAUGUUGACUGGUCCAGUUACCUGUCUCAGAUGGUCCUUCCCAAGAGUUGAUGUUUCUCAAAGAGAACAAGCUUUGCAACUUUCUUUGGCUCUCAGAGAUGAAGUUUCUGACUUGCAGAAGGCUGGUAUUAGGGUUAUCCAAGUUGAUGAACCUGCCAUCAGAGAAGGUUUGCCAUUGCGCGCUGGCCAAGAAAGAGCCAACUACUACAAAUGGGCUGCUCAAUCUUUCCGUGUUGCUACUUCUGGUGUUGAAGACAGCACUCAAAUCCACUCCCACUUCUGUUACUCUGAUUUCGAUUCUUCUUUCAUCAAGGCUCUUGAUGCUGAUGUUGUUUCUAUUGAAUUUUCUAAGAAGGAAUCCACCGAAUACAUCAAAGAAUUCUCCACUUAUCCAAACCACAUUGGUUUAGGUUUGUUCGACAUUCACUCCCCAAGAGUCCCACCAGUCGAAGAAUUCGAAAGAAGAAUUGCCGACAUUUUGAAGGUUUACCCAGCCGAAAACUUUUGGGUUAACCCAGAUUGUGGUAUGAAAACCAGAGGUUGGGAAGAAACCACCAAACAAUUGACUAAUAUGGUUACCGCCGCUAAGAAAUUCCGUGCUGAGUACACCAAAUAA
This is a messenger RNA of Saccharomycopsis crataegensis, 2298 nucleotides long. It is a transcript of the gene MET6, whose product is annotated as 5-methyltetrahydropteroyltriglutamate-homocysteine S-methyltransferase. The transcript has a single exon. NCBI's taxonomy places the organism in Eukaryota, Fungi, Ascomycota, Saccharomycetes, Ascoideales, Saccharomycopsidaceae. Gene Ontology annotation, molecular function: zinc ion binding; 5-methyltetrahydropteroyltriglutamate-homocysteine S-methyltransferase activity. The coding region runs from base 1 to 2298 and encodes 765 amino acids. The record is from RefSeq and is a predicted model, not a curated record.